Ichthyophthirius multifiliis is the source of this 372-nucleotide messenger RNA. RefSeq names its product LMBR1-like conserved region family protein, putative. NCBI's taxonomy places the organism in Eukaryota, Ciliophora, Oligohymenophorea, Hymenostomatida. The record is from RefSeq and is a predicted model, not a curated record. The transcript has a single exon. Gene Ontology annotation, cellular component: membrane.
AUGAGUUUUGUUUUGCUAAUUUCAGAAGCCAGUCUUUAUUCAUUUAAGGAAAUUUCCAUACUUGGUAAUAUUGUAAAGGAUUUUUUAAAUAAAUAUAAUUAUGAUGUUUUAAAGAUUUAGAUUAUAACUCUAAUUCCUUUACUUUAUAUGAUAUUUAAUGCUUAUUAUGGUUAUUUUAGACUCAAAAUCAGCGGAAUAUAUGGCCUUUAUAGCAACCAUUAGACGGAUGCCCCAAGUCUACUUUUUACAUGUUAAAACUUUUCAAGAAUCGCUUGUCCAGUUUGUUUUAAUUAUUUAGAAAUGAUUAGUGUUAAAGAUUGUGCAUUUAAUACAGUACUAGGAGAAAUUAACUUAGGUACCUGUUUUAGGUGA